Molecule: messenger RNA, 1332 nt
Organism: Colletotrichum truncatum
Lineage: Eukaryota; Fungi; Ascomycota; Sordariomycetes; Glomerellales; Glomerellaceae
Product: serine/threonine-protein kinase SSN3
Biological process (GO): protein phosphorylation
Cellular component (GO): nucleus; mediator complex
Molecular function (GO): ATP binding; cyclin-dependent protein serine/threonine kinase activity
Source: RefSeq, a predicted model, not a curated record
AUGUGGAGGGGUAUCGGCUACGGCGGCCGGCACAGUCACAGCUCCUACCCUGCAGACCGCGGUGUUGGCCACAUCAACUACCAACCCAAAGUCCGUGUCAUUGAGCGGUACAAGGUCGUCGGAUUCAUUAGUUCCGGAACCUAUGGCCGCGUCUACAAGGCCCUCGGCCGCCAGGGCCAACCCGGCGAGUUCGCCAUCAAGAAGUUCAAGCCCGACAAGGAAGGCGAACAGGUAUCGUACACGGGCAUAUCGCAGUCUGCCAUCCGCGAGAUGUCUCUGUGCAGCGAGCUAAAGAACGCCAACGUCAUUAAGCUUAUCGAGAUUAUCCUGGAAGACAAAUGCAUCUUCAUGGUCUUUGAAUAUGCCGAGCACGAUCUGUUGCAGAUCAUCCACCACCAUACGCAGAACCCAAGGCAUCCAAUCCCCCCGCAGACCGUCAAGAGUAUCAUGUUCCAGCUGCUUAACGGAUGCCAGUAUUUGCAUGCAAACUGGGUUCUGCACCGUGAUCUGAAGCCAGCCAACAUCAUGGUCACAUCCGCGGGAGAAGUCAAAAUUGGUGAUUUGGGUUUGGCGAGACGCUUCGACAAGCCACUGCACUCCCUCUUCAGCGGAGACAAGGUCGUUGUGACAAUAUGGUAUCGCGCGCCUGAGCUCAUCCUCGGAUCGAGGCAUUACACGCCCGCCAUCGAUAUGUGGGCCAUCGGGUGCAUCUUCGCAGAGUUGCUCUCACUGCGUCCCAUUUUUAAGGGAGAAGAAGCAAAGAUGGAUAGCAAGAAGACGGUUCCUUUUCAACGCAACCAGAUGCAAAAAAUCGUCGACAUCAUGGGCUUGCCUACGAAGGACCGCUGGCCGUUGUUGACAGCCAUGCCAGAGUACAGCCAGCUUGCGACACUACAGCCUCCCAUGACGCCGCACCAUCACGGACAUCAUCGGGGACACCACGGCCACCACCCUCCUCCGCCCAACGGUUCGAACCUCGAGAAGUGGUACUACAGCACUAUUUCCCAAGGGGCGUCGAGCAGCGCCACUUCUGCGCCUCAAGGCGCGCCUUUGUCGAGUCUCGGUGCAGAGGGGUACAAGCUGCUUGCGAGUUUGCUGGAGUACGACCCCUUGGAGAGGCUGACUGCCGCCAAGGCUCUGCAGCACCCGUUCUUCUCCACGGGCGAUCGCUUGAACGCGCACUGUUUCGAGGGCUUGAAGAACGAGUACCCACACCGCAGGGUCAGUCAGGAUGAUAACGACAUCAGGACGAGUAGUCUGCCGGGGACGAAGAGGAGUGGGUUGCCUGAUGAUUCGUUGGCUAGGCCUGUUAAGAAACUUAGGGAGGUGUAG